Capsicum annuum is the source of this 2256-nucleotide messenger RNA. Its product is annotated as beta-glucuronosyltransferase GlcAT14A. Lineage: Eukaryota; Viridiplantae; Streptophyta; Magnoliopsida; Solanales; Solanaceae. Gene Ontology annotation, molecular function: glucuronosyltransferase activity. Bases 730 to 2037 code for a protein of 435 amino acids. The record is from RefSeq and is a predicted model, not a curated record. The transcript is spliced from 4 exons. Gene Ontology annotation, cellular component: membrane.
GUCUAAUGAAUACCCAUUAUACAUAUAAUACAGCAAUAAUCAAGUGUAUAAUCAUAUAAAUUAGGUCAUUACCUACACUUUAAGCAAUCUUUACUGUCACCUCUCCCUCUCUUGCCCUUCAGCACCACCUUCCUCUAAUCUUUAUUUCAGCUAAAAUACUGCUUCUUUGAACUUUUAAAAUCCAUUUUUUAAUACCCAGUUCAUUUUUUUUAUGCUAAAGAUCAGUUCUUGAAUUAAACUCAUUUGGGUUAGAUCACUAAUUAUUUGAUUUAAGUUCUUGAAACCUUUUCUUGAACUAAGGUCAUUAGAUCUAAGGUUUAAGGAAAAGGGGUUAAGCUAUUUAUUAUUUGUGGGAAAUCUUGAUUAGUUUGUUUGAAUUUAAUCUGCUUUUUUGUAUUUGUUUGUUUCCCCUUUUCUGUACUGCAUAACAGUUUAGUAGUACAUUGUUGUUGUCACUUUUUUUUGCCAUUUUCAACAUUGCUUUUAUUGGUUAGUUUACUUUGUAAUAGUUAGUUUCUUUGGAUGGUAAAACCCCGCAAACCAAUAAUUUUACUUUUUCGUCGGUGGAAAUUUGGAAGCUUUUGAGCUUGCUCAUUCUUGGUGAUAGCCCAUAUCAUCUUUUGUCACUUUGAUGGUAAAGCUCAAUCCUUUUCUUUACCUUUCGACAAGAUUAAGGCGAAAAGCCUGAGUCUUGGAAACUUUUUGCUGUAAAAUUAUACUAGACAAAGAAUGAGGAAACAUGCCAGUUCUUAUUCAGGAAGAGUAUAUGGUGAUAGACAUUGGAAAAUACCAUUUUUUGUGAGCUUGCUUGUGUCUAUUACUCUGUUUACAGCAACAAUUUUUGGGUUAUAUUCAUCAUCUUAUGGAAGAGAUCAAGUGCAGUUGGAUAUGGUUUCUUUUGCUAGGCCUGUAGAGUCGGAUGGGUAUUUUGUGGAAUCUGAUUUCAAGUCGUUUCAAUCGAAUGGAUUUUCGAAAAAUGAACCACCUAGGUUUGCUUAUCUUAUAUCAGGCACAAAGGGGGAUAGUCAUAGAAUGAUGAGGACUUUGCAAGCGGUUUAUCACCCGAGGAAUCAGUAUAUUCUACAUAUGGAUCUUGAGGCUCCACCUAAAGAAAGGCUGAACUUAACAAUGUCGGUGAAGAAUGAUCCCACGUUCCGCAAAGUAGAGAAUGUUCGAGUAAUGUCACAGUCAAAUUUAGUGACUUAUAAGGGCCCUACGAUGUUUGCUUGUACCCUUCAAGCUAUAUCCAUUCUGCUGAAGGAAAGUUCAAAGUGGGACUGGUUUAUCAAUCUUAGUGCUUCAGAUUAUCCACUAAUGCCUCAAGAUGAUUUGCUCCAUGUUUUUUCUAAUUUGUCCAGAAACCUGAAUUUCAUUGAAAAUAUGCUGCUUCAUGGGUGGAAACUGAACCAGAGAGCUAAACCUAUUAUUAUUGAUCCUGGUCUUUAUUUGUCUAAGAAAUCUGACCUUGCCACAACUUCUCAACGGCGAUCACUACCUACAGCUUUUACAUUAUUUACAGGCUCAGCUUGGGUGGUUCUGACGCGCUCUUUUGUGGAGUACUGCAUAUGGGGAUGGGAUAACUUUCCAAGAACUCUGCUCAUGUACUACACAAAUUUUGUUUCUUCACCAGAAGGCUACUUUCACACCGUAAUGUGUAACACGGAAGAAUUCCGUGGCACUGCAAUAGGCCAUGAUCUACAUUACAUUGCCUGGGACACCCCUCCCAAGCAGCAUCCUAUUUCACUGACAGUGAAGGACUUCAACAAAAUGAUUAAUAGCAGUGCACCAUUUGCUCGAAAAUUUCGCAAGGAUGAUCCUGUCUUAGACAAGAUUGAUAAAGAAUUGCUUGGUCGUACACAUCGUUUUGCACCAGGAGCAUGGUGUAAUGGAACCUCAGCUGAUGGAGCUGAUCCCUGCUCUGUGAUAGGAGAUGACUCGGUGUUUAGACCUGGUCCUGGCGCCAACAGGUUGCAUGAGCUAAUGAACAAACUGUUAUCUGAAGAUUUUCGUAGUAAACAAUGCUCAACUAAGAGUUAAAGAUUGCUAACGUUGUUUUCGCCUUGUUCAUGAUGUUCUCUAUAUAACUAAUCGAAGAAAAAUCAAAAAGUGAUUGGUGCCGUUGCUGGCUGCAAAUGAUUAGGGACCAUUUGAGAUGUAGUUUUGUCUCAUAGUUGAGAGUUCAGAUGACCCCAAAUUGUACAUGGUUGUAUGGAUAGACCACAGUUUCAAAUGUAAAAUUUUGCGUUUCCCUUUUCA